Nicotiana attenuata is the source of this 744-nucleotide messenger RNA. RefSeq lists its product as uncharacterized. The coding region runs from base 1 to 744 and encodes 247 amino acids. Lineage: Eukaryota; Viridiplantae; Streptophyta; Magnoliopsida; Solanales; Solanaceae. The record is from RefSeq and is a predicted model, not a curated record. The transcript has 2 exons.
AUGAUACAGGGGAAGGAGUAUAUAGGAGAUUGGAGCUAUUAUUCUCAAAGCGACCGGUCCGAUCGUUACAGUGCCUGCAAAAGGUUUCUAUGGAUAGGUGGAGUGGAAGUCUCAAAGAAGGAAUUGAUCGCUUGGGAUAAGCUCUAUAUUCCAAAAGUAACUGGUGGUCUCAAUAUAAUAGUUAUUCAAGCCUGGAAUAAGGCUGCAAUAUGCAAAUUACUUUGGAAUAUAUGCACCAAGAAGGACAAGCUAUGGGUGAAGUGGAUACAUUGCUACUAUGGGAAAAGAACCACUUUGUGGAUGAACCAACCUAAGUACAAGAAGAUUCGAGAAGAGUACCCAAAAUGCUCUCGGAGAAGACUAAUAUGCAACAAUAACGGGGCUCCUAGAUGGGUGUUCAUAUUGUAUCUAAACUUACAAGGAAAACUGCGAACGAGGGAUAGAAUAGCCAAAUGGAGUCAAAUUGAAGAUAUGACAUGCCCACUGUGUGCAAGCGGGCCUGAAACAGCUGAUCAUCUGUUCUUCGAAUGUGCAGCGACAUCACAAGUAUGGGAGAUGAUAUUGAAAUUGCGGAGAAUCAUAAGGAGGGCUCAGGGAUGGUCUGAAGAAGUCCUCUGGGCAGAGGUUUAUGCAAAUGGUCAUUCAGCAAUGUCUAAUGUGUAUAGGUUGCGCAUGUCUGCUAGUGUUUAUCAUAUAAGAACGGAAAGAAACUUGAGGUAUUCCAAGGAAAAGCCAGGCAAAUAG